Molecule: messenger RNA, 2015 nt
Organism: Trichoplusia ni (cabbage looper)
Lineage: Eukaryota; Metazoa; Arthropoda; Insecta; Lepidoptera; Noctuidae
Product: protein henna
Exons: 6
Coding region: 60-1433 (457 amino acids)
Biological process (GO): L-tyrosine biosynthetic process; L-phenylalanine catabolic process
Molecular function (GO): phenylalanine 4-monooxygenase activity; iron ion binding
Source: RefSeq, a predicted model, not a curated record
GUUUGUUUACACGCAGAGCGUUAGCGUCGUAUCUAGUGUCGUACGGUUGUCGCAGCACCAUGAUGAGCAUACAUACUGACAACGAGGAGGUCAAGCUCUCCUCGUCGCCUCCAGACAAGCCAAAACUGAUGGAAGGUGGCAACUACAUUCGCGAGGGUCGCGACUCCAGCAAGUCUACAUGGCUGUUGUUUUCCCCGGCGACGCCUGACGAAGCCGGCGCACUCGCCAAGUUCCUUAGCGUGUUCUGCUCGCACGGAGUCAACCUCAGCCACAUCGAGUCCCGCUCAUCUGCCAGAAGGCCGGGCUAUGAGUUCAUGGUGGAGUGCGAACAUGGUGUUGGCGAUUUCGGAGCGGCCUUGGACGAACUCAAGAAUAAUGUCGGCUACUUGAAUAUUAUAUCUAGGAACUAUAAGGACAAUAGAUACGCUGUACCUUGGUUCCCUCGGCGUAUCCGCGACUUGGAUAGGUUUGCCAACCAGAUCCUGUCGUACGGAGCUGAACUCGACUCCGACCACCCAGGGUUCACGGACCCGCAGUACCGCGCUCGCCGCAAGUACUUCGCGGACAUCGCUUACAACUACAAGUAUGGACAGCCACUCCCUCACGUCGAUUACACCAAGGAGGAGAUUGCCACUUGGGGUGCUGUGUUCAGAAAGCUCACAGAGUUGUAUCCUACACACGCCUGCAAGGAGCACAACCACGUGUUCCCGCUGCUUAUCGAGAACUGUGGCUACAGGGAGGAUAACAUCCCACAGUUGGAAGAUGUUUCCAACUUCCUUAAAGAUUGUACUGGUUUUACUCUGCGUCCUGUUGCUGGGCUGUUGUCAUCUCGUGACUUCCUAGCUGGACUUGCAUUCCGAGUGUUCCACAGCACUCAGUACAUCAGACACCACUCUCGGCCACUGUACACACCUGAGCCUGACGUAUGCCACGAACUGUUGGGCCACGCUCCGCUAUUUGCUGACCCUGCCUUCGCUCAGUUCUCCCAAGAGAUUGGACUUGCAUCCCUUGGUGCACCUGAUGACUAUAUCGAAAAGCUUGCUACUUGUUUCUGGUUUACUGUCGAGUUUGGUCUGUGUCGGCAAGAAGGCAAGCUGAAGGCGUUCGGCGCGGGCCUGUUGUCUUCAUUUGGGGAGCUGCAGUACUGCCUCUCCGAUAAGCCCGAACUGCGGGACUUCGACCCCGAGACCACGGGGGCCACCAAGUACCCUAUCACUGAAUACCAACCCGUCUACUUUGUUGCAAAUAGUUUUGAAGACGCUAAGGAAAGAAUGAUUAAAUUCGCCCAAAAGAUCCCCCGUGACUUUGGCGUACGUUACAACCCCUACACACAGAGCGUGGACAUCCUGGACUCUCCGCGACAGAUGAAGGAUCUUCUUCGGGAAGUCCACCAGGAGAUGAACCUGCUCCUCAACGCCAUGGAUAAGCUAUAAAUGAAACGACACGAUUUAUCACAAAAAUCCGCAUCUACAUUGGCCCAGUCAUAGUGUGGCCAAGGCUGCCAGAAUUACAGGUUUUAAGUAUUGGCCACCUUAUUGGCUCUGAACAAGGAUCCAACCGUCUUUUGUCAACAGACUUCUUUUAGUCGCAAUUUUCAUUAUUUUUGAGUUGAAGAGAUAUGUUUAGUGCAUACGAGAAGAAAUCACGUGUAUUUUUUUCGUCGAUAUACGGGAGGGAAUAACCCGGAGAUAUUUUGAAGUUUUCGUUUGUGUGUCUCUUAAACCUAAGCGUACUCAAAUGUCUUUGUGCAAUAUAUUAACUUAUUUUGAAAAAAAAACAGUUUCUAAACGAAAUUGAUAAAUAUAACGUUAUGUAAAACAAAAGUCCAUAAGCUCUGUCAGAUAUAUAGCAUUUAAAAUGAGUUUUAUUAAUAUAUUAUAAGGUUUUAUUAGAACCAACGUUAAUUAAAACUAUUAUUAGUAGAUGUAAAUUGUACGGCUUGUCUAUCCGUACAAUCCGAAUAGAAAUAAGCAUAUUUUGUAAAUAAUUUUAAAUAAUAAAUUAAUAGAAAAAUA